This is a messenger RNA of Miscanthus lutarioriparius, 900 nucleotides long. The record is from the annotation of a GenBank genome assembly. Lineage: Eukaryota; Viridiplantae; Streptophyta; Magnoliopsida; Poales; Poaceae.
AUGGCAAGGAGUCGAAGAAAGCGUAAGCUGGCAGCUCAUGAUGUUAGGUCAGCCUCUCAUGCUGUACCUAAGAACUACAAGAAAACAAAAAGGUCAGGCAGGAAAAACGAAUUGCGAUCAACGUCAGAGGAAAAGGACUGGGAAAAUGCCACAUGCUCAAUAUGCUUGGAACGCCCUCAUGAUGCUGUCCUGCUCCUUUGUUCGUCUCAUAACAAGGGUUGUCGACCAUACAUGUGUGGUACCAAUUAUAAACAUUCCAAUUGUCUUGAGCUGUUUAAAAAUGCUUAUUCGAGGGAGAAAUCAGCAUGCGAAAUCUCAACUGCAGUGGAACCAAGUAACCAGAAGCCAAAGACAAUGCUGCUUGCGUGCCCUAUCUGCCGUGGGGAAGUUAAAGGGUGGACAGUGGUCAAGUCUGCGCGGCGAUUUCUGAACCGCAAAAGGAGAGCUUGUAUGCAUGAGGAUUGCUCAUUUGUCGGGACGUAUAAGAGACUCAAAAAGCAUGUGAAGUCCAAGCAUCGUUCAUCAAAGCCUCGUGAAGUUGACCCUGCACGCUUGGCUGAAUGGGAGGAGUUUGAAAAUGAAAAGGAGAGGCAAGAUGCAAUUAGCAUUGUCAGUGCUUUGAAUCCAGGGUCUGUUAUCAUGGGGGACUACAUCAUUGAUCCUGAUAGCGACAUCAGCGAUCCUUACAGCGACAACUCUUUAGAUGAUUUCGGUGACUCCACAUUCUCAGAUAGUGAUGACGAAGGUUCUUAUGAUAGUGAUCCUGUCCACAGAGACAGAGCUUAUAGGAGAAAUGGGGAAAGACCAAGUCGCAGUCUCACAUACGUUGGGGGACUGCCUCGGAGGCCACUGCGGGUUGGUUUUGUCCACAGAUCUCUGAGUCAGCCACGCAACAGUUAA